AUGAUCGAGAACGAUGCCAACGUCGUGUCGAUCCCGGUUGAGGAAGCGGGCGGUGGAAACGGCAAAACGACGGAGGACAGGCUGUGCACGAAAUUCUUCAGCAUUCACGGGUGCGCGUACGGGGACGACUGUCACUUUCUGCACACGUACAGAGCGGGUUUAACGCUCCCGUCCAGGCCGGCGCCGCUGCCAUAUGUAUACGCCGUUAACGCUCACGGAAUGCACAUGAAUGAGAAGGUGAAAACGCGUCUUUGUAGACACUUUCAGUCUCCGGAGGGGUGUCGGUAUGGCGAGCGUUGCUUCUUUGCGCACGGCGAGGCAGAGCUUCGCACCGAAGAGUUCAAUAUUGCAACGGGUAUCGGUAUGCCAGGAUGCGGAACAGGAUCCGCGUUCGAACAGUGCGUUCUCGUACCCGUUCCGCAGGCGCACGUUGGAACCGUCGUCGGCAAGGCGGGUUCAAACAUAGCGAGAACGAGCUCCGAAUCAGGAGCAAAGGUUUCGAUGCUCAGCGCUGAGUACACGAAUUCGGACGGAAGCAGACUUUGUCGCGUGGUGGGAACGCCACUUGACGUACAAAAAGCCAAAGACAUGAUCGAACAUCGCCUCGUUAUAGCAAGAAGGAAGAAGCGAGACGAUGGCAAGUCGCUGCGCGACGACAAGUCUUCGAUGAAGCCGUACAAGACUAAAAUUUGCGUUUCCUGGAUCAAUAAUGGUUCUUGUACAUUCGGUGAUAACUGCCACUUCGCCCACGGCGAAGUUCAGCUGCAGAAACGUUUUGGUAACGAUGAAAAUGUUGAAAGUAUUGUGUUGUGA
Molecule: messenger RNA, 813 nt
Organism: Ostreococcus tauri
Lineage: Eukaryota; Viridiplantae; Chlorophyta; Mamiellophyceae; Mamiellales; Bathycoccaceae
Product: Zinc finger, CCCH-type
Exons: 1
Coding region: 1-813 (270 amino acids)
Molecular function (GO): mRNA binding; metal ion binding
Source: RefSeq, a predicted model, not a curated record